Molecule: messenger RNA, 2204 nt
Organism: Rhagoletis pomonella (apple maggot)
Lineage: Eukaryota; Metazoa; Arthropoda; Insecta; Diptera; Tephritidae
Product: serine protease inhibitor 42Dd-like
Exons: 4
Coding region: 465-2087 (540 amino acids)
Molecular function (GO): serine-type endopeptidase inhibitor activity
Source: RefSeq, a predicted model, not a curated record
AAAAGUGCGAUCAGUGCUACCUCGACACAGUAGCCGCAACCAACAAAGUGGUGUGGGAUAAGCGCGCGUGCGAUUUUUUGCCAUUCGAUAGUGGAAAACUGGUAGUCGUCGUAGUUAUUUAUAAAUAGCAAGAAAUAAAAACCAAGCUAAAAAGAAUAAAUAAAAAAAGAUGCGAGUGCAUAAAUAAAAGCAGUUAAAUACCUACAUACUUGUAUGUAGUUGAUAGAGAAAAAAAUUCUGUGCAAAUUACACUUGCGGGUAUUCGUUUAUAAGAAAUUUGUAAUUACUAAUUACACGAGUAGUGAAAAAGUAAUGCGAGUUGUGUUUGUUAUUUCAAGCCAUCGCUACUGAAUAUAAAAGUGGCAACAAGCGUUCGCAGAGUAGACGACGAGCAAGAAAACGCGUGAAGAGAACUUGCAAUUCAGGCUGAGCUGGAGUGCAGAGCGACAAGAGCUUAAGUUAAAAUGAUGCGGGGGAUUUUUCUUGUUUUUCUAAUCGGCUAUGUGACGGCGCACUCGCACCAAUCAUCUUAUGACUUACAAGAGCAACAACAACAACGACCACAGCAGCAGCAAGGCCAGUAUGAACAAGCGUACCCUCCAUUGAAUAGCCAAACACAAGGAGUACAGGAACCAAGGCAGCAACAAACGUUGCCAAGGCUUUCGAAAAUGUCGGACAUUUUUGAGGGGUUAGGCAAUUGCCUAACAAGUAUUUCACAUAGAUCACAUUCAACACAAAUGGAGCCCCGAGAUAUUGACGAGUCUUCACCAACACUGCAACCAGAUUCCAAGCCAGCAACGCGGAAUUCUAAACAACGUCCGUUACUGAUACAAGCGCAACCACCUCCUUCGGCAACAUACCGUCCAGUUCGUAAACCGAUUUGGAGCACUACCACUCCCGCUUAUUAUGAUGGCAUGUUCAGUAGCAAUGUUAACUCAUUCGCUGAUGGCGCCUCCACUGCAGACGCAACUGCUGGUAUGGCUUCAACCCACAAUUCCCACAACAACUUCAGCGCCGAUCUUUUCCAGCUCAUAGCCGGCUCACGGCCACAACAUAACAUUGUUUACUCACCUAUUUCGCUACAAAUGCUAUUAGCUUUCGUCUACACCGGCACAAGCGGCCAAACUGCACGCCAACUGCAACGCGCACUUUCACUGCCCGACACUCCAGAGUCCACCGCACAACUUUUCCUCAACUUUCUGCAAAGACACUUGAUCACCGACAAGACUCAGCUUGUGAUGGCGAAUAAAAUGUAUCACAGCCACCGGCUGACGUUGCAACCAAACAUUCAGCAAUUAGCACGCUCUUUCGCUAGCGAUAUCGAAGCAAUAAACUUUGCCAUGUCAUAUAGAUCUGCGGCGGCCAUAAAUGAAUGGAUUGCACAAAAAACGCAAAAUAUCAUAACGGAAUUGGUUACGCCAAGCGAAUUUGAUGAGCAAACGCAGGCGAUACUCGUCAGUGCCAUACAUUUCAAGGCCAAGUGGGCGAAGCCAUUCUCCGCUGAGGAUACGGAACAACAAAAUUUCCAUGUGACGCCAAGUCGGACGUUGCCCGUCGAUAUGAUGUACAGCGAUGACACUUACAGUUAUGGUGAAUUUCCGGACUUGGAUGCAAGAGCUUUGGAAAUGAAGUAUGAAAAUUCGAAGAUGUCAAUGCUGGUGUUGCUUCCGAAUAAAUUGGACGGCUUGGCGGCUAUGGAACGCCGAUUGCAACGCAUCGAUUUGAAUAAGUUAACGUCAUUGAUGAAAAUGGAAUCGGUGACGGUACGAAUGCCAAAAUUUCGCGUGGAUUUCGAGUGGGACUUUCAGGAACCGUUGAAAGAACUUGGCGUUACUCGUCUUUUUACUAAGAGCGCGGAAUUAAAUGGCUUCUUCCACAACCAACAGGUUGGUGUGUCACAACUGCGACACAAGGCAUUCCUCCAUGUCAACGAAGCUGGCUCUGAAGCAGCGGCAGCAUCAUUUAUCAAACUAAUACCGCUCUCGCUGCCCAACCGUGUUAUUCGCUUCACAGUAGACCGUCCGUUCGUGUUUGCUAUUCGCAGUUCGGAGGCUGUAUUUUUCAUUGGACAUGUGGUUAAUAUAUAAGUAGUAAAAAUAUACCCACAUGUGGAUUUAAAUGCAUAUUUUUCCAAGACUUAUAUACUUAUACUUUUACUACUUCUAAAAAGUUUAUACAUAUUUGAAUUAAAUUUAUUAUUUUAU